Mycotypha africana is the source of this 1713-nucleotide messenger RNA. RefSeq names its product Rho GTPase activation protein. Gene Ontology annotation, cellular component: cytoplasm. Lineage: Eukaryota; Fungi; Mucoromycota; Mucoromycetes; Mucorales; Mycotyphaceae. Gene Ontology annotation, biological process: regulation of GTPase activity; signal transduction. The record is from RefSeq and is a predicted model, not a curated record. The transcript is spliced from 3 exons. Bases 204 to 1403 code for a protein of 399 amino acids.
CUGUUGUACCUGUUUGUGUUUUGAAAUGGAAAAAAGACCCCUAUUUUGGACAUUAACGAAAACAAUAUGCUUUUGCCUUUUUUAAUAAAUCCGAAUUAAAACAAAAAAAAAAGGCCAGUUUUCUGCUUCCUCAUCAACAAGCUAUUUCCCUUUCCUUUCCUUCUUCUACAAUCUGCUCAACUUUUCGUUUUCUAUCGUUUUAUAUGACAAACACCAAUACCAGCCAUAAUCAAAAAAGGAAGAAAUACAGAAACCUAUUUUCCAACUGGUUUUCAAAGUCAAAAAGCAUCUUUGGAGUUCCAUUAUGUGACGCUUCGAAACUAGGUACCAAAUUAUGGGAAUUGAAAGUACCCAGCCCUGUUGCUAUUUGUUUCGAAGAGAUAACAAAAAGAGGCUUAACUACGGAAGGUAUAUUUCGGUUAUCUGGAUCAGCUUCAGAAGUAAAUCUGCUCAAAGAAAAAUUAGAUACUGCACAUGAACAGCAGGAUAUAAACUUCGACGCUUCACAAUUUGAUAUCCAUACUCUCGCUAGUCUCGUUAAAAAGUAUUUACGUGAACUGCCUGAACCAGUUAUACCUGUCACUUUCCACGAUCAAUUUCAAUACCUCGUAUCAUUAUCCUCCGCUUCUUCCAUACUUGUAGACGAACAAAAAUAUCGUACCGCUAUCAAUGUAAAAGAUUUAGUCAGUAUAAUCUUACAGCUACCAUAUUAUCAUCGACAGUUACUGCAUGCGAUCUUACUCAUGACAGCUCAGGUACAACAUCAUGUCAAAGCCAACAAGAUGUGUCCCGAGGCUUUGGCUACGGUAUUAGCACCUGUUUGUACCGGCUUUGAGCAAUCACUCCUGGAUCAUACAGCUACCACAUUCCGUAAACGAAGGAAGAGAGGCAGUUCUAAUAACAAAAAGAUCAAUAUACUCGAGCAAUCUUCUGCAUUGAUCGCUCAGCAAACUAUCAAGAAUAAACAAUGGACUUUGAUAUGGAAAGCAAUGAUUGAACAGCAUGAAAGCCUGAUAGCUAUUUUGGAUAAGCAUAUGUAUCAACAAGAACAUCAACCUUACCAAUUCUCUUACAACUCUCUACCUUCAUUUCCGUCCCCUUUUUCAACCGGCAAUAGUCAUAUGUUACCAACCCCAAAUCAAAUAUUAAUGGCCCAAUUUUACCCAAUUUCCAAUGAAGAAGAUAAUAUAAAGAUUGCAAAGCAAACAGCUUCUCAUAAUGCUUUAACGUUACCUACUACUGCUGAUGAUUAUAUCCGUGGCGAUAGUGACAAUAACGACAGUAAUGGCCAUAUGGAAGCGGAUAAAGCGUCAGAGAAAUCGUCUACAUCAGCUGCAUCAUUCUUUUUUCAAAAGUCGAGUACGUUAAGACGGAUUUUAUCGGCAAGUACACUUAGUCGGUAAUUGGACCCUUGCCUUCUGAGGCAAUAAACCAAAAAAAAAAAAGAAAAAAAAAAAAGAAUCAAGACAAAGGAUUCUACUCCUUCUGUAUACAUCCAAUGGUCACUUUUCUUUAUCCAUCUGUAUGCCUCUCUUUUUCGCUCUCAUUCCAUUUCCUUUCUUCAUAAUGGUUCUGUACUUUACGUGAGAUUGUAUAUUGUAUAAAUAACAUUUACUAAUUUAUGUCCUUCAUCAUAUGAUUAUCAGUUUCUAUUUUUCUUUUUUUUUUAUAUGCAUCUUCAAAUAAAAGAUUAUUAUUGUUAAUUUAUCAUGC